Parnassius apollo (apollo) is the source of this 4284-nucleotide messenger RNA. Lineage: Eukaryota; Metazoa; Arthropoda; Insecta; Lepidoptera; Papilionidae. The record is from the annotation of a GenBank genome assembly.
AUGAAUAGCCAGUAUUCGAAUAUUAAUUACUCGCAUGGGACGUCAGAUCACGAAGAUCAAACCGGUCCAGAGUUCGUCUCUGCUGGAGUUUCGCUCUUCGUUGGAGGUGGAGCAUGCGGUGGCGGGGUGUUGUAUCGACAAAGAACGGCACCCGCACCUCGACCUCCAGCCCAUUUAGUCCCCCCAGCCUCGCACGACCGGCUAUGGAUGUGGAGAUGUUUUAACUAUACGAACCAGCUAUCGACAGACGGAGUGACAAUCUCAGCACCAUCCGAAGCUGGUCGAUGGUCGCUAUGGGCUCUUUCUCUAUCGAACCGCGGACUUCGCUUCUCAGCUCCACGCACUAUAAAUGUCUUCCGUCCUAUUCAACUGGAUUUUGCGCUUCCUCCUGCUUUAAAAGUUGGCGAAACUGUUGAAGUAGAUGUGAAGAUCACGAACAACAUCAAUAAUUGUAUGGACGUAACCGCUCUAUUGGCUCUGAGCGCUGGUGCAGCUUUUGCGAGCACCGGAGCACUAUACGUCACUGAACGGCUGCGCCUUGGACCACGCGGGGGAACACAACUGGUCGUUAGAGUCGCCGUCAACACUCCUGGAAGGAAGAACAUAACUGUGGAAGUCACCGGAUACAGCGCCGACAACUGUUCCGUAUCUUACACAUCUUUUAACAACGAAACUCUGGUCGGCUCUGUGAUAAGAUCAGCUAGUGUUCUAGUGUUGCCGGAAGGUUUACACAGGAGCGAUACGCAAAGCGCAUACUUCUGUGCUAAUGAACAUCUGGCCGUUUCUUCUCGGGGAUCGUGGGAGUGGCAAUGGGUAGCAGCGCCGCGCAACCGUGCUGGUCUAGUCCUCGAGCUUCGGGCACAAGGCGCUGCGCAUGUCGCCCUUUCGGCUAUACGCGAGCCUUCGGACAAUAUGUACAGAGUUGUGUUUGAGAGAACUCGUGUUUGGAUCGCUAAGGGAAAACAUGGUUACGACGUUCACUUAGCCAGCGCAGAACAAACGGAGAGUGAUGAUGAAUGCUCAGGAGCUGAGUCGUGGUGCGCUUGGUGGGUAUGGUGGGAGGGAGGGAGACUGUCCGUCGGUAGAGGAGCGGCACCCUCUGAGCGGAGACUGCUGGUGUGGCCGUUGACUUCAGAUAUGAGAAUAAAUUACGUCGGCUUCAGCGCAUUGUGGGGAGAGAAAGCUGACUUCAGAAUAUGGAACUUCAACGAAGAAGCAGGCUUUUCUCAAGUAUUAGAACUCGGUCUGCCUCACGGUGUAGUGCCGGGUUCGGCUAGUGGAACACUUCUCGUAUCAGGCGGUCUGCAUCUUCCCUUAUACAGCUUACAAACCGAUUCUGCUGAUCAAUGGGCUUCAGUGUGGAGAGAUUCCCAGUUAUCAGCUGCAGCAGCGAGUUUAGCGCCGUUGUUAGCGUUGGAGCACAUUCCCCACUUGGUCGAGGAUGCGGAAAGAGAAAGAAUACUGAAAAAACUACCCGAACAGGUUCAAAUCCUUUUAUCGUUUCGUAAGAAUGACAACUCAUUUAGCGACCAUCCUGCGAUGAGUAGUCACUUGUCUACAAUAAAAAUAUUGGAGAUAUUAACCAAAAUACAGUCCUAUUACCCCAUCGAUCCUGACUUACUCCAGAAAAUAAGAAAAUGGAUUCAAUCGAGGCAAGACGCUGACGGGUCAUUUUCACCAUUACCUGCUGACAAAGAAGUUGACUAUUACCAAGUAGAAAUGAAAAAUUCCAAUGGAACUGAAAUGGAAGUAAACGAAUAUUAUUAUUAUGAUAAAGAUGGAAACAUGACAGAAAAGGAAAUAGAAUUGGAAAGGAGAGCCGAAGUAACGGCGGAAACUUUGGCUGCAUUGCUAGAAGUUGGUGUAGAAAAUCAGUUUGAUGCAAAUGUUGCGAAGAGAUCUCAAGCUUACCUGGAAAAAAAUAUAUAUAAUCUCACAUCACCGGCUGCACUUGCUGCAACAGUUCUGGCCCUCGUUCUUGCAAGGAGUCCAGUUGUCCCUGAGGCUUUGGCAAUAUUAAGGAACGCUUCCACUACCGAAGAGGGUGAGUUUGGAUGGCCAGCUCCAAGAAAAGAUGCUGCAGAUUGGCUGUUGGAAGAAACUUCGAGAAACAUUAAAACUACUUCCUACGAAGCUGUUACAAUGGAGCAAUACGUCGCCGGUGUAAGAGUUCUUCUAGCAGCUUGCGCAAGAGGAGCGUUAGCUGAAGGCGAGGCAGCAGCUCGCUUCCUAUACUACAGGGCGUCCACGCUUCAACGACACCCCAGUUUAGCGUACAGUGCAACGAAAGCCGCAGCCCAGUAUGCCGCAUUAGCUCAUGAUAGACAUCGGGCUCUUACUGUAUCACUGGCAACGGCAGGAAUGGAACUUACUGAUACAUUGGAAUUGCGGGCUAAAACGCCUCCGAGACCUUUACAACUGCCUGGCUUGCCGACUAAAGUUUUUGUUUAUGCUACGGGCGCAGGAUGUGCAACUGUCCAGGGAACAAUUUCUUACUCUACUUACUCGCCAAAACCAGAGAAUGCUCUUUUAAAUAUUCAAGCUGCGAUCAUAGAAGAAAUACAUCCGGAAAGAAGUAGUAUUGAGGAUCUACAAGGAAACUUACCCACUCUUAUCAUAAAAACGUGUUUCAAAUGGAAAAGUAAGGAACGUUCCGGUAUUCUACGUCUUGAGUCAUCGCUUUUCUCUGGAUAUGAAUUGCAGUCAGUCAACCCUGUAGUACUAGAUGGUGCAACUUUUGCUGACUUACAUUAUGGUUCCAGGGGAGAAUCGGUUUGGUUCGUUUUUGCCAAUAUCAGUUCAACCUGUCCUGUUUGCGUUACUUACGAAACACGAUCAAAAUUUGUAAUCACAAGUCUGAGACCAGCAUUUGCCAAGAUAUACCCCUCCACACGUCCAGACUUAGCUGUCGAAACAUUCUUCCAUGCUCGACCAGGUAGUCCAUUACUUCGAGGUAUAACCGAUGAUGACUUUAUAACUUGGUUUGAUAAAACUGAGAUAGCAACCCUCACAACCACAGAAAGUAUUGACAACAUUUGCGAAUGUGGGAGGAUAUGCAGCAGAGAUUAUGAAUUUAGGAAAUUAAAUGAAAGUGGCCAUACCAUAUUAAAUUUGAAAACGAAUGAGAGUCCCGCUGAAGUAAUUGAAAUUGUAACAGUUUCUGAAAUAAUUGACGUUGCGACUAAUACAACUCCAGUGUCUGAUGCUACAUAUCAAAAUACAAGCAAUAGCACUGCGCUACCGCUAACAACACCUCAGCCAACUUUAGUAAAUAUAAAAAUAGAACAAAACAAAACUAACACGGAGCAUUUUCGCUAUAAACCAAAAAACGCCUCUAUUGAACACUUAUUAUCAAAAACAAACAAUGAAUCACAAAAUAAUGUGACUGAGAAUCAAAAGCUUGAUAAUAAUUUAGAACCAAUGAUAUCUGUAGUUAAAUAUGAGCACAUAAUGCAAAAGUUACCUAAAUAUUUUCCAAAGAAAGAUGAAUCAAAAAAGAAAUUUCUUCCAAGGAGAAAAGGUACGCUUAAAGCUACAUAUGGAGAUAAACAAGAAAAAUUCUUUGCAAAAUCGAUUAUUGCCAAUAAUACAAUCUCUAACAAGACACAUUAUGAAAAUAUAAAAAUAUCGAAAAAAGCCAAUAUAACAUUGGGACAUUCUUUUGUUGCAAAAAAUCAAAAUAAAACUGAAAUAAACAUUACGGAUUCAAUAGACGAUCUAAAAAUCGAUAAUAAAUCUAUAAAAAUACUGAAUUAUAAAAAGAAUACAUUAAAUAAUACAGUUUAUUCACACAAAGAGACCACAAUUAUACCUCAUACUAUUGCAGCGAUAACUAAAAGUAAUAUACAAACAAUGCAUUAUAAAACAAAAAAACCAAAUCCAAUAACACAAAUAAAAAAGCCCCAAAUAAUUCUUUAUUCUAAAAAUACUACAAAUACUAAUAUGAACGAGAAAAAUAAAACUUAUAUUAAAAUAAGUAAAAUUCAAAAUAAGCCGUCUACUACUGAAAAGUCUGCAAAAUCUCUGAAAUCUAUUAACAAGGAAAUACAUAAAAUUCCGCCGACUCCAAUAUCUGAAACUUCUAAAGCUCUUGCUGAUCCUGUAAAAUCUGAUAUAGCGCCAGAAAACAAAGGUGGUUAUGAAAUUUUAGAUAAAAAUCGCCUUUGGGGGCUACUUAAGGAAGGUAGUGAGGGUGAAAUGACAAAAGUAGAAGACAAACCACAGGUAAAAGACAGGUUAAGCAUUGUGUCAAAUCUUACACAAAAUGAUAAUCGAUCUUUAUAA